AUGAGCACGAGCAAAGCAAGGAAAGUGGACCGGGAACGGAAGGAAAGCAGCCACUCUUUGCAGAUGCCACGCCUUCAUGAACAUGGCCAUCGUAACGAGGUCCCAAAGCAGGCACAUGGAGAAGGUUUUCUGUCCCGGAGACGCCACAUGACCGAGGCAUCGGUGAGCGAGGCAAUGGGAACUUUGGCCGAAGAGCCCGAAGUCAGCCCGGUCCGCCAGGAGCGUCGUCCCUUGUCCUCGGUCCUGACCGAGGCCGCCUCGUCUCUGACUCCUGCACCUAAAGCGCAGGAGCGCAAACGAGGUGGUACCGCUCAGUCAAGUCCAGCGACCAAGCGCCACCGUCCACGUGGUCGGAACUCAGUACCACGCGAGGAGGAGCAAGGUGCGGCGCAGCAGAACCAAGCACAGUUAAGUGAGGAGGACUGGGUGCAGCGUCGGAACAAGCGCCGAACAGUGAUCCUCGCUCACAAGCGCCGUGCCGACUACAUUGCUUACAACUCGGCCUGCCCGCGUGGAAGUCGGGACCCCGAAGAGCCCAACACGCCCGAUCCCGACGCGCGAACCAGCAAGAGGCAGUGGGAAUCGGAGGUUCAGCACUGGCGGAAGUCGAUUCGCGAGUGGAACGGGGUGAACGGCAUAAACGACGAGGAGAUCUUAGAUGACAUCAGUGAGUCGCCAAACUGA
Molecule: messenger RNA, 684 nt
Organism: Symbiodinium necroappetens
Lineage: Eukaryota; Dinophyceae; Suessiales; Symbiodiniaceae
Source: the annotation of a GenBank genome assembly